This is a messenger RNA of Nerophis lumbriciformis (worm pipefish), 2306 nucleotides long. It is a transcript of the gene ddx19b, whose product is annotated as DEAD-box helicase 19b. The record is from RefSeq and is a predicted model, not a curated record. Gene Ontology annotation, molecular function: RNA helicase activity; ATP binding; nucleic acid binding. Lineage: Eukaryota; Metazoa; Chordata; Actinopteri; Syngnathiformes; Syngnathidae.
CUUGGAUUUCUCCUCGGUCGACUGAGUUGGUUGCACAACAUCGCAAACGUUUUUCCAUCCGCCAUUGUGAGACUAGUCCUACUUCGCUAGCGAGGCGCUCGCCUUUUGUCACAUCCUUUUAAUUUCUUAACUAUAUCAACUAGCAAAUACAUAAUGGCUUCAGACUCCUGGGCCCAGGCGGUUGACGAGCAAGAGGCGGCGGCGGCGGAAUCGAUUGGCAGCCUUCAAAUAAAAGAGAAGCCUGAGGAAAACGGCACACCGUCACUGUCAGCAGAAAGUGCAGCUGAAAACUCAGAGGCUGGAGGAGAUAAGAAGACUACAGAAGAAGAUGACACUGGUGUUGAUGACAAAGCAGCUCAGUCGUUGUUGAACAAGCUGAUCCGUAGUAAUCUUGUCAACAACACUAAUCAAGUAGAAGUUCUUCAAAAGGAUCCUAACUCUCCGCUCUUCUCUGUGAAGUCCUUUGAGGAGUUACGACUCAAACCACAGCUCCUUCAAGGUGUCUAUGGCAUGGGAUUUAACCGGCCAUCCAAAAUCCAGGAGACUGCCUUACCCAUGAUGCUAGCUGAACCUCCACAGAAUCUGAUUGCCCAGUCCCAGUCAGGAACAGGCAAAACAGCUGCCUUUGUUCUCGCCAUGCUCAGCCAUGUUAAUCCUGACCACAAGUAUCCCCAGUGCCUGUGCUUGUCACCCACCUACGAGCUGGCGCUCCAGACUGGUAAAGUCAUUGAGCAGAUGGGCAAAUACUAUCCUGAGGUCAAGUUAGUCUAUGCCAUCCGAGGAAAUAAACUACAGCGAGGCGUGAAGUUGCAGGAGCAAAUAGUCAUCGGCACACCUGGCACCAUGUUGGAUUGGUGCAGCAAGUUGAAGUUCAUAGAUCCCAAGAAGAUCCGGGUGUUUGUGCUGGACGAGGCUGACGUCAUGAUCGCAACACAAGGUCACAAAGACCAUAGUAUCCGGAUUAAGAGGAUGGUGCCCAAUAACUGCCAGAUGUUGUUGUUCUCAGCCACAUUUGAGGAGACCGUGUGGGACUUUGCCAAGAGCAUCGUGCCCGACCCCAACAUCAUCAAACUGAAGCGAGAGGAGGAGACCCUGGACACCAUCAAACAGUACUAUGUGUUGUGUAACACCAAGGAGGAGAAGUUUGAAGCCCUGUGCAAUAUCUACGGCGCCAUCACCAUCGCCCAGGCCAUGAUCUUCUGCCAUACAAGGAAGACUGCAGGCUGGCUGGCAGGGGAACUUUCCAAAGAGAACCACCAGGUAGCACUGCUGAGCGGGGAGAUGCAGGUGGAGCAGAGGGCUGCAGUGAUCGAACGAUUCCGAGACGGGAAGGAGAAGGUUCUUGUCACCACAAAUGUCUGUGCUCGAGGUAUUGAUGUGGAGCAGGUAUCGGUGGUGAUCAAUUUUGACUUGCCAGUCGACCGGGAUGGUAACCCAGACAACGAGACGUAUCUCCACAGGAUCGGCCGCACGGGCCGAUUCGGCAAAAGAGGGUUGGCCAUCAACAUGGUGGACAGCAGGAUGAGUAUGAACAUCCUCAACAGAAUCCAGGAUCAUUUUAAUAAGAAAAUUGAAAAGCUGGACACUCAUGAUCUGGACGAAAUAGAGAAGAUCGCCGGCUAAAAUAAAGGUUGGACUUUUCUUAUUCACGCAACAACGACACACUUCGUGACCAUUGUGAGAGAUAAAUACACCACUCAAGUGCAUUAUUUAUACAUAUGAUUUUUCUUAUUGAUGAUCUCAAAUAUCGGGCUGAAUAGGACUUAGUGUUUUCAAUAAGGAAUUCUCUUGAGACCAAUGCUGAUUUGAGGGAUGUACCACACGGUCGUAACAAAAGCUGACAUGUCGGCCUUUGAAAUGAUACAAAGUGUGAUUGAUUUAUCCAUUGGGUCACUUCUGAGAAGUGCAAAAUAAGACCCACAUUCAACUUUAAUGGACAUCAAUUGUUCAAAGUGGGUUACUUAAAAGAGUUGCGGGUGUGAGUGAACCUUCAACAAACCUCAUUUGACCAUGGUGGUGGUCUGCUUUUAUUCUAUUCACUGUUUACGCUAGCAGGAUUAUCUGUGAACUCUUUUUAGGUGAGGAAAGUAUGCAGUUUUAUUGGCAUGUAUACUUUGUGAACAACUGUCUUCAUGGUAGACAAACCUUUGCUAGUGUUACACUCCUUGUUUUGGUAUGACAAGACACACCUAUACGUGUAGCGAGGAUGCACUCGUGUAUGCUUUUAGUAGCAAUGAAACAUGUUUAUCUGUGUCCUAAAACACAUGCAGUAUUAACCAAUAAAGUGGCGUAUACACUUGAAAGAA